Molecule: messenger RNA, 2140 nt
Organism: Achroia grisella
Lineage: Eukaryota; Metazoa; Arthropoda; Insecta; Lepidoptera; Pyralidae
Product: zinc finger protein 615-like
Exons: 5
Coding region: 34-921 (295 amino acids)
Source: RefSeq, a predicted model, not a curated record
UUCCAGCAGAGAGCUUUGCAGGCACAGACAAUAAUGCAAAAUGUAUUGAGUGGAAAAGUGAAUGUAAUCGAAGGAUUAUCAACUUUGAAAUGGGAAGUUAAGGUAGAUAAUAAAAAAAAGGAUUACGUAGAAGAUGAAUCCAGUAAGAUUGUGAUAAAGGAUGUAAAUAAUACAGAUUCUAAAUCAAAUGUGAAAUCAGAAACUAAGACUGAAUUUAGUGAUUUUGAAGAUGAAGACAAUGAAGAUCUUGCAAAAGUUAUGGUUAAAUUAGAGAAGGAUAAUAAUAACGUGGACACAUAUGAUUUUUAUGAAUAUGCUGAAGAUUCUGAAGGCAAACCUGAAGCACAGAAUACCUCGAUACACAAAGAGAAAUCUGAUAAUAUUCACAAAGCUAAGAAUCAACUAAGAGAUAAUGAUGAAUAUACAAAUGCAGAAUCAAUGCAUGAUUUUCCUGACAAUUUCGAUAUUGACGAUGAAACAACACACAAAUUGAUAGAUACAAUGCUGGAAACAUUUCUAGAAAGUACUACUCGGAAGAAAAACAAGAAUCAAGUUAGUAGAUAUGCCUGCAACAAGUGCGACAAAAAAUUUACGAGUGAAAACCAACUGGCCCAUCAUAAAAAGAUGUCCCACAAAGUAUCCUUUGCAUGCAAAGUUUGUGGAAAGGUGUUCAACAAGAUAAAUACAUUAAAAAUACAUGAACAGGUCCAUACAAAGUCCUCGCAGACGACUUUCAGUUGUAACAUAUGCGGCGAUACGUACUACGACAGCAAGAGCGUACAUUUACAUCUCAGGGAUGCACACGGUUACAAGCCUGAAGACUCUUUGGUUUUUAAAAAGUGCAAUGUAUGCGGGAAAUGCUUCAAAUCAAAGGCGUCCUACCAUGCCCACCAAAAAGAGCAUGCUAGCGGAUAUUCAUAAAUAUCUUUAAAUUUAUGUACAUAGUGCAAAGUAAUCGAUUUUUUUUUUGUAAAAUUGGAAUGGCAAACUGACGGCCCGCCUGAUGGUAAGUGGUCCCGUCACCUAUACAUAUAUGUAUACACAUAUAUAUACAUAUACACAGAAAUGACGUUAUCAUUUUUUUUGUAAAAUUGGAAUGGCAAACUGACGGCCAGCCUGAUGGUAAGUGAUCACCUAUAUAUGAACAGUACCACAGAAAUGACGUUAUCAUGUGACUGUCACUGGUUUUCUGCUUCCUCAUAGGGGGGUAGAUAUUGCGGCUUCGUGGUGAGCUGCCCUUACCUCGGCAUCAUUUCACAGGGUAACAACUAGCGAUGAAACGGAUAGCAGUUUGGCCGGAUAUCCGGCGGAACUUAUCUAACUAAUAAAUUCAUUUUGUUUCUAUAACAUUCAUUUACUAUUGAGUGAUAAAAAAUAUAAAACUAAAACUAAAUUUAUUCCUUAAAUAAUAGUAAGACUAACUAAAUAAUUACUAAAAAAAAUUUUUUUUUACUCAGUUUCAAAUUCAAAUUUAAAUUAAAAAAUCAUUUAUUCAUCAUUUAUUCACACAUUUUAGCCGCUUAAUAACGUCAAGUUUUUACAUUAUAAUUUUUUCCCUACCGUCCAGUUCGGUCGGAUAGGUCGGAUACCGGAUAGUUACCGGAUAUCCGUUUCAUCUCUAGUAACAACCCCUUUUUUUUCAUGAGGAAAUCCGACAUGGAGAUCUGCCCGUUAUGAUUUAGAUGGUCUAAAAUAUCACAUUUUUCUUUAAUUGUCGGUGUUUUGUGCUUUCGCUUCUGAGCUGAUACACAAUGAAUAAACGGUAAACAAUGAACACAUGCUAUCUUCAUCACAUGCGAGUAGUCAAAUUCAAACUAAGCAAUCAUAAUCAAAUUCAAAUUCAAAAAUAAUUUAUUCAUGUAGGACAUUUUAGCCGCUUAUGAACGUCAAGUUUUUACAUUAUAAUUUUUUUUCCCUAAAGUAAUCAAAACAAUACCCUACGCGUCGCGUCCAACAGUGGUAAUGCGUACAAUCAAACUUGUUCAAAUUUGUCCAAUCAAGCAUUAGUGAAGAUUGUCAAAAAAAAAAAUAGACCAUGUCGGAUUACAAGAGGGGCCGGAUUACCGCGGGUCCACUGUGUAGUGUAAUGUUACGUUUACAUUCAGCCGCUUCCCCUGCCACUCGCGCUUCCGGAAAUAUU